This is a messenger RNA of Cydia splendana, 1007 nucleotides long. It is a transcript of the gene bug, whose product is annotated as thioredoxin domain-containing protein 15. The coding region runs from base 75 to 974 and encodes 299 amino acids. The record is from RefSeq and is a predicted model, not a curated record. Gene Ontology annotation, cellular component: cilium. NCBI's taxonomy places the organism in Eukaryota, Metazoa, Arthropoda, Insecta, Lepidoptera, Tortricidae. The transcript has 2 exons. Gene Ontology annotation, biological process: cilium assembly.
UGAAAUAAUAGGUAAACAUCAAUCAAUGAUUAACAUUUUUAAGCACUGUUAUUAGGAAAAAUACUUAGUUAACAAUGAUAUUUUAUAGAAAAAGAACACUGUAUUUUACAGUAUUCAUUAUAUUAGGUUCAGUGGCCGUUUCAACGCAAAUUGACGUGGAGGAAGAGGCGGAGGUAACUAAAGAUCCAGAUUUCGAAGAAUUUGAACCAGAUGUACCGAAUGUCGACGAAUCCGAGUCACUUUUGUCGAACGUCGUUUCUGAUGUCGACAAAACGCUAAUCAACAUUUACAACCAUGUUACAUCCGCUAAUGUGACCGCAGAGAACAAAACACAGAUAGCCAACGAGACGAGGAAGCUUGUAAAGUGCAAAGACAUAACAUAUGAUGAGCAAAACCCAGAAAUUGAGCCAAUAGUCGAAAUUAUAAAUGGUAGCAGUUUAUCCAAGAUUUUGCAAGUCAAACCUGAUAUUACCAGUCGCGAUAUUGAAGCGGAUUGCGUUUUAGUCUUAUUCUAUGCUAGAGCUUGUCCAUUUAGUGCUCAUGCCGCACCACAUUUCAAUGCUCUAGCUCGGUCAUAUCCAAAUGUGAAAAUGGUAGCUUUAGAUGCAUUGAGAUAUCAUGGAAUCAAUGCGCAAUAUGGUAUUGUUGGUGUUCCUACAUUAAAAAUGUUCCACAAUGGCCGACCAGUUGGAAAAUUCAACGGGACCGAGUACAACAUUCAUUCUUUCAGUAAAUUUGUUCAUGCUAUAACGGGGCAGCAUCCGCAAGUCCUGUUGGUCACGUCUAAAGACUUCCAGGGGCCUGUAUCAAGUGUAGUUGAGAAGGAAACUGAUUACUUCUUAGUCCUGUCAUGGUUGUUUAUCAUAAUAUGCUCAGUGUAUUACUUCAUGCAGUCAAAAUGGUGGCGCAUGAUUGUGGAGAUGGUGCAAAAUAAUUGGCGGGAAUCGGAGGCUCAACAUGAGCAUAAUGAUUAGUUUAUGUUUAAGUGGAAUAAAUGUUGAUUUUUU